AUUUGUGUUUGUGUAAAUAAAAAUGCAAGAAAUUUAAGUGAUUCGUGGCAAAUAUUGAAAAGAUGGUCAUGACUGAUGUUCUCAAUGUGAUAUGGCGCAAAGAAUAGCGCAGACGUAACUGCUUAGAUCACAUUUAAGGAGACGAGCAUACUUAAACGUAACCUCAUGGUGUUAACUUGCGAAGAUGGCUUCAGUGAACUCCGAAGAUUUGCGGCGAAAGUUUCUAGUUGUGCAACAACAACGCUCAGCGCCACCCAACUUGGCAAGCGACAAUGUCGGUCCGGGUCAGGCUCAGUCCCAAGGGCAGAGUACACAUGUUAUGAUGAACAUAGGCUCUGGAGUCAGCGGCGAGCCAGAGCGUACAUAUAUCUUUCCGGGCACACAUCAAGUGAGCAAUGCAACAGGAGGUAGCGUCUCUAGUGGCCACGGCAUACCAGGCAUGGCUAUCAUAUCCACCACCCUUAAUCCAGCUGGCUCCAUACGUGGCGGACAUGCGCGUUCCGUCAGCCACGGAGGUGGUGCCAUUGUCGGUAUUGGUGGUAGGCCCAUUAAAUCAGCAUUAAAAGGCCACCAACGUGCUUUCUCCCAGGGCCAGAUAACGGAAUCACCCCCAGGUACGGGAAGCGCGUCUGCGGGUCGUGGUCACAGUCGUGUUGGUUCCAAGACGGAUUUCAUUCUACCGCCAGGGCAUAAAGAUGAGACCACACGAGAAUGUGAGUUUGCUCCAUCCGCCCCGACUUCAGGAACUAGUGGUCGCGGUCACUCUCGUCAGGCGUCCCGCUCUGAGUCCAUCUACACAUUGCGUCGCACUGAGGUCCCGCCUUGGUGGAAACGUCAUGGCCUGUGCAACUACAAUCCCAACGAGAAGUUUGAGGAGCGCAGCUACCGUGUAGUGGUGCCGAAUCACACAGUGCCACCAAAGACGCCCAAGCGGGAGCACCCCAAUGGCCACUUCGUGGGAAACAAAAUACGUACAACUAAAUACACUAUGCUCUCAUUCAUACCGAAAAAUCUUUUAGAACAAUUUCAUCGCGUUGCCAAUCUCUACUUUAUAUUUAUCGUGCUGCUAAAUUGGGUUCCGGCCAUUAAUGCAUUUGGAAAGGAGGUAGCAAUGAUACCGGUCCUUUUUGUUUUGGGAGUUACGGCUGUCAAGGAUUUAUUUGAAGAUCGGCGACGCAGAGCCUCCGAUAAACGUAUCAACAACACCACUUGUCGGGUUUAUGAUGGGGAAACUGAGCGAUAUAAGAAAAUUAAGUGGCAGGACUUGCGUGUCGGUGACAUUGUACAUUUGUCCAACAAUGAGACAGUUCCAGCAGACAUUUUGCUAUUGCGAACAAGCGACCCGCAUGGCGUUUGCUACAUUGACACCUGCGACUUGGAUGGCGAAACAAAUCUAAAACGCCGUGAGGUGGUACGUGGCUUUACCGAAAUGCAGAACAUAUUUUUCCCCAGCAAGUUUUUGAGUUUUGUGGAAGCGGAUGCGCCAACAACAAAACUGUAUAGAUUCCAUGGAGCCUUAAUACAUCCAACUGGAGAGCGCGUACCCAUAUCAACGGAGUGUCUUUUGCUAAGAGAGAGCAGACUAAAAAACACGGACUAUAUUGAGGGGAUCGUCGUCUAUGCAGGACAUGAAACGAAGUCAAUGCUUAAUAACAGUGGUCCGCGGUACAAGCGCUCCCAGGUAGAACAGCAAAUGAAUAUUGAUGUGAUAUGGUGUGUGAUAAUAUUGUUGAUACUUUGUGUAGUUGGGGCGAUCGGGUGCACAAUGUGGCUUCGCUCGUUUGUUAAUUUUCCGGUGCCGUACUUGCCGUUUGAAGUGAAUGCCGCGUACGAGGGCAUGCUGACCUUUUGGACAUAUAUUAUUAUACUGCAAGUUAUGAUACCACUAUCGCUGUAUGUGACCAUUGAGCUUUGCAAGAUACUGCAGGUGUUCCACAUACAUAACAACAUUGAUUUAUAUGAUGCGGACACCAAUAAGCAAACCGAGUGUCGUGCCAUGAACAUAACCGAGGAGCUGGGCCAAAUACAACAUAUUUUCUCAGACAAAACUGGAACGCUCACUGAAAAUAAGAUGCUCUUUCGUCGCUGUGUGAUCAAUGGUGUUGACUACAACCAUCCGCCUUCUGAGCUGGAGAAGCUCUACGCUAAACCAGGCGCUCCCGCACCACCAAUACUGCCAAACGAAAGUCUGUUGGAAGACAUGACUCAACUGGCUGGUGCGUAUCUAACAGCUCCCGCACAGUGCGUCCAGGAGUUUCUUGUCGUCAUGGCCAUUUGCAAUACUGUUAUUGUCAGUGCAACACCUCAUCGAGAUUUAAUGAAUGCUAGCGGUGUCAUUGAGCUCCAGCAAACAGCUGGCAGUCCGGCUUCGAGUUCCACACCAACACAUGAACCACGCGGCCAUAUUACUAAUACAACAGCAACUACUACAAGAUUUAAUAAUACUAGUAGUGCUGGGGUACCAUCUGCGGCUUUAACUAUGCCUGCGGAUCGGUAUGCUCGGCUCUCCGAGUCACGCUCAGUUACGCCUUCGCCACCCCCUAAUCUGCUGUUCGCAUUACCCGCGCAAAGUCACCAGCCAACGCUAUCGCCGAUCAGUAGCUCGCCAGAAUCGACACCGACUUCGGAGUCACCAUCCCCACCGCUGAAAAGCAAUGCUCUGUCUAACAACAUUUCGCCCACUGGUCGCGCAAAGGCCGUCAUCAACUCCAAAAUCACCAGUAUUACUACUUUCCUCAAUGCCAAAACGCAGGGAAAGCGUGUCAAGAUAAACCCAAACAAGACGCAAAAAAUAUAUAGAGCCGCUGACGGACGUCCUUUGUACGAGGCUGAAAGUCCAGAUGAGCUGGCUCUGGUUAAUGCCGCCUACAGUUAUGAGUGCUGUCUGCUUAAUCGCAGUCCAAAUCAUAUUCUAGUCAGCAUGCCUACUGCUGGAGCCACUGUAGAGUACGAGAUACUCAAGAUACUGCCCUUCGAUUCUAGUCGCAAGUGCAUGUCGAUAGUCGUACGGCAAACGGGCACUCAAGAGAUAGUUCUAUACACUAAGGGCGCGGAUAGCUCAAUUAUGCCCAUGCUGGCGCCUAGUGCUCCCAACAGCACCGAGGGCUUGCUGCGCGAACAGACACAACAGCAGCUCGACCGCUAUGCGAGAGAAGGCUUAAGAAUACUUGUGAUGGCGAAACGCACUUUGAACUCAAAGGAUUACACUGAUUGGUGGGCACGCCACCAAGAUAUCGAAAUGUCUGUGGAGAAUCGCGAACGCAGGCUUCGUGACUCAUUCGCCAAACUGGAAAGCAAUUUAACACUUCUUGGCGCUACGGGAAUUGAGGAUCGCCUGCAGGCUGGUGUACCCGAAACGGUAGCUUCGCUACUGUCAGCAGGAAUCUCUGUUUGGGUUCUUACUGGUGACAAGCCCGAGACCGCCAUAAACAUCGCCUAUUCGGCAAAACUCUUUACGCAGCAAAUGGAGCUGAUCAAGUUGAGCGCACGCUCUCGUGAUGCUGCUGAAACAGCUAUAAAUUUUUAUCUGGCUGACAUGAGGAACACGAAAGCGUCGUCUUCCUCAAGAGGUAAACCGCGAGCUUUGGUUGUGGAUGGCAAGACGUUAACCUUUAUAUUGGAUCCAAAGUCCAAAUUAAUAUUGCCCUUUUUGAAGCUUGCGAAAGGAUGCGCCUCGGUGCUCUGUUGUCGGUCCACACCACUGCAAAAAGCUUUUUUGGUUAAGGUUGUUAAGGAAGAGCUAAACUUGCGCACUUUGGCGAUCGGUGAUGGCGCAAAUGAUGUUUCCAUGAUACAAAUGGCCGACGUGGGCGUUGGCAUUUCCGGUCAGGAGGGUAUGCAAGCAGUAAUGGCAGCUGACUUUACGCUCUCGCGCUUUCGCUACUUAGAAAGGCUGCUUCUUUCGCAUGGUUACUGGUGCUAUGAUCGGCUGGCGCGCAUGAUUCUCUACUUCUUUUAUAAAAAUGCGGCUUUUGUGUUCCUUAUAUUUUGGUAUCAAUUGUACUGCGGAUUCUCUGGCUCUGUGAUGAUGGACCAAAUGUAUCUAAUGCUGUAUAAUUUAUUAUUCACCUCGCUACCACCGCUAGCCAUUGGUGUCUAUGAUAAUCGAGUGCCCGAGGACUUGCUAUUGAAAAAUCCAUAUCUUUAUAAAAAUGGUCGGCAGAGUCUUGUAUACAGGCCGCAUGAUUUUUGGCUAAUUCUGCUGGAUGCACUGUACCAAAGCCUAGUCAUUUUCUUUGUUGCCCUAUGCGCCUAUUCCGAAAGCGAUGUGGGAAUCUGGGAGUUCGGCACGACUAUAACGGCAUGUUGCUUGUUCGCCAACUUGGUGCACUGCGCUAUUGAAAUACGUUCAUGGACAAUUCUUCACGUGAUAUCAAUAGCGAUUAGCCUUGGCCUCUUCUACAUAUUUUCUGUUGUUUACGGGUCGCUGUGUGUUAACUGCUUCGGACUUCCAUCCACCUACUGGGUAAUAUUUAAAUGUUUUGCUUCCUCGGUGCACUGGUUUGUCAUAAUGCUAUCCACAGUGGUUGCAGUGCUGCCUCGACUACUCCUAACUACUUUGCGAAUCACUCUGUGCCCUGAUGAUAGCACAAAUGUUAUUCUACAAAACAGACGUGAGCGCAGCAGAGGUGAGGGUUUGUUAGUUACUUGGUCCCGCUCGACUUCAGCAUCAUCAAUUUAUAGAAUCACCGAUUAUGGGUCUAAGAAUCAGAUUAUAACAACAAUAACGUGAUCGAGCUUCAAGCUGUAAACUCAACACUACUCAACUCUAAGUCUAGUAAUUUCACAUGUGCUUUCGCUUAACAUUUGUGGCCUUUUUACACCAAUUAAUAUUAGAAUACAUAAGUCAUUUAGUUAAUUAGUAGCAAACUCCUAAGCCUAGAGUAUUUGAUCAGCAAUAAUAUAAAAUAUGUGUUUUUAAUUAGGAGUAGCUUGAAUAAGUUAUUGAUUAUUAAUUACGUAGCAUCAUUGUUAUAUCAUUAGUGUAUUACUAAUGAUGUUGCUGGGUUAGCUAAUGUUUUUUCGCCUUAUCUAUAGCUUCAAAUUAUUCUACAUAAUUCAUAUUUAUUUGUAAAUAGGUCGAAUUGAAAUGUAUGGAUUAGUUGUAGCAUAUUUAGUGCAUGGUGAAUGAACAUGUAUGUUAGUUCGUAAAAUGGCUGUGAUUCUACACUCAUCAGAAAAAAAUAACUAUAAGCUUAAUUUAAAACAUAACACAAUAUAUUUUACUUGUCAAGCCAACUAAUUUUUUUUCUCAAAACAAUAACAAUGACAAAUUUAGUAUUAAGUUAUUGCAAACUAUCUUAAUUCGAAAUAAACCAAUAAAUAUAUAUGUAUGUAAAUAUGUAUAAAAACCAGGGACCUUAAUCAUUCAUAAGUUCUUUUAUAAAAUUUACAUUUGGAUUUAUGUUUUCUUCAAUGACUAUUAUUAGUUUUGA
Molecule: messenger RNA, 5435 nt
Organism: Drosophila busckii
Lineage: Eukaryota; Metazoa; Arthropoda; Insecta; Diptera; Drosophilidae
Product: probable phospholipid-transporting ATPase VA
Exons: 15
Coding region: 185-4732 (1515 amino acids)
Biological process (GO): phospholipid translocation
Cellular component (GO): plasma membrane
Molecular function (GO): ATP binding; ATPase-coupled intramembrane lipid carrier activity; ATP hydrolysis activity
Source: RefSeq, a predicted model, not a curated record